AUGCAUAGAUCUCCUCUUUUCUUUUGCCAAGAUUAUGAAGCUACUCGAUUACUGCUUGAAAAUGGAGCUGAUCCGAACAUACCAGAUGAUGAAGGUAUUGUUCCGCUUGCAGAAGCUGCAAAAAUUGGCGAAUAUUACAUCUGCCGAGAAUUAAUCUAUGGCGGAGCCAAUGUAAAUACUUUAGAUGAUGAGAGGAGAUCACCACUACACUAUGCAUGUAUGUCUGGUGAUCCAUUAACCACUGAAUUAUUAAUAGAUUCGGGUGCCAACGUAAUUGCAAGCGAUUCAGAUCAUAAUACGCCAGAAAUGGUUGCAAAGAAGAAUGGCAACCUACAUUUGAUAAGCAUUUUUACAAACUAUAAGGAAAAGCAUCAGAAUAAUUAUUAA
Molecule: messenger RNA, 387 nt
Organism: Trichomonas vaginalis G3
Lineage: Eukaryota; Parabasalia; Trichomonadida; Trichomonadidae
Product: voltage-gated potassium channel protein
Exons: 1
Coding region: 1-387 (128 amino acids)
Cellular component (GO): cytoplasm; nucleus
Molecular function (GO): protein binding
Source: RefSeq, a predicted model, not a curated record